This is a messenger RNA of Taeniopygia guttata (zebra finch), 13269 nucleotides long. It is a transcript of the gene EPHB2, whose product is annotated as EPH receptor B2. The record is from RefSeq and is a predicted model, not a curated record. Gene Ontology annotation, biological process: protein phosphorylation; ephrin receptor signaling pathway; axon guidance. Gene Ontology annotation, cellular component: dendrite; plasma membrane. NCBI's taxonomy places the organism in Eukaryota, Metazoa, Chordata, Aves, Passeriformes, Estrildidae. Gene Ontology annotation, molecular function: protein binding; ATP binding; transmembrane-ephrin receptor activity.
CGGCCGUGCCCGCGCCGGCGGCGGCCCCAGCGAGGGGCUCUGGGCUCCGCUCCGCGCUCCGCCGCCUCCAUGGAGCGCCGGCCGCGCCGCCUCUGAUGCCCGGCCCGGCGCGCACCAUGGGGCCGCUGUGGCUCUGCUGCCUGCCCCUCGCCCUCCUGCCCCUGCUCGCCGCCGUGGAAGAGACACUGAUGGACUCCACCACGGCGACAGCAGAGCUGGGCUGGACCGUGCAUCCUCCAUCAGGGUGGGAAGAGGUGAGUGGGUACGACGAGAACAUGAACACGAUCCGCACCUACCAGGUGUGCAACGUCUUUGAAUCCAGCCAGAACAACUGGCUCCGGACCAAGUACAUCCGGAGGCGAGGAGCACACCGCAUCCACGUGGAGAUGAAAUUUUCUGUCCGGGACUGCAGCAGCAUCCCCAAUGUCCCAGGCUCCUGUAAGGAGACUUUUAACCUCUACUAUUUCGAGUCAGACUUCGACUCGGCCACCAAGACUUUUCCUAACUGGAUGGAGAAUCCUUGGAUGAAGGUGGACACAAUUGCUGCUGAUGAGAGCUUCUCACAGGUGGACUUAGGUGGACGGGUGAUGAAGAUCAACACUGAGGUGCGCAGUUUUGGGCCUGUCUCCAAGAAUGGUUUCUACCUGGCCUUCCAGGACUAUGGGGGCUGCAUGUCCCUGAUUGCCGUCCGUGUCUUCUACCGCAAAUGUCCCCGUGUGAUCCAGAACGGGGCCGUCUUCCAAGAAACCCUGUCGGGAGCAGAGAGCACCUCGCUGGUGGCAGCCAGGGGCACGUGCAUUGCCAAUGCCGAGGAGGUGGACGUGCCCAUCAAGCUGUACUGCAACGGGGACGGCGAGUGGCUGGUGCCCAUCGGCCGCUGCAUGUGCCGGGCCGGCUACGAGUCGGUGGAGAACGGGACCGUCUGCAGAGGCUGCCCCUCGGGAACAUUCAAGGCCAGCCAGGGGGAUGAAGGGUGUGUCCACUGCCCCAUCAACAGCCGGACAACCUCGGAAGGGGCCACAAACUGCGUGUGCCGAAAUGGAUAUUACCGGGCAGACGCCGACCCUGUGGACAUGCCGUGCACCACCAUCCCGUCUGCCCCCCAGGCCGUGAUCUCCAGCGUGAACGAGACGUCGCUGAUGCUGGAGUGGAGCCCGCCGCGGGACUCGGGGGGCCGGGAGGACCUGGUGUACAACAUCAUCUGCAAGAGCUGCGGGGCGGGCCGCGGGGCCUGCACGCGCUGCGGGGACAACGUGCAGUUCGCCCCGCGCCAGCUGGGCCUCACCGAGCCUCGCAUCUACAUCAGCGACCUGCUGGCACACACCCAGUACACCUUCGAGAUCCAGGCCGUCAACGGCGUCACCGACCAGAGCCCCUUCUCCCCGCAGUUCGCCUCCGUCAACAUCACCACCAACCAGGCCGCCCCUUCUGCUGUGUCCAUCAUGCACCAGGUGAGCCGCACCGUGGACAGCAUCACCCUCUCCUGGUCCCAGCCCGACCAGCCCAAUGGAGUCAUCCUGGACUAUGAGCUGCAGUAUUACGAGAAGGACCUGAGCGAGUUGAACUCCACCACGGUGAAGAGCCCCACCAACACGGUGGCAGUGCAGAACCUCAAGGCUGGCACCAUCUACGUGUUCCAGGUGCGGGCGCGCACCGUGGCCGGCUACGGCCGCUACAGUGGCAAGAUGUAUUUCCAGACCAUGACUGAAGCCGAGUACCAGACCAGCGUGCAGGAGAAGCUGCCGCUCAUCGUGGGCUCCUCGGCGGCAGGGCUGGUGUUCCUCAUCGCCGUGGUGGUCAUCGGCAUCGUGUGCAGCAGAAGACGGGGCUUCGAGCGCGCUGACUCGGAGUACACGGACAAGCUGCAGCACUACACCAGCGGCCACAUGACUCCAGGGAUGAAGAUUUAUAUUGAUCCUUUCACCUACGAAGAUCCCAAUGAGGCUGUCAGGGAAUUUGCAAAAGAAAUCGAUAUCUCUUGUGUCAAAAUUGAGCAGGUGAUUGGGGCAGGGGAGUUUGGUGAGGUGUGCAGUGGGCAUCUCAAGCUUCCAGGCAAAAGAGAGAUCUUUGUGGCCAUCAAGACCCUCAAAUCUGGCUACACGGAGAAGCAGAGGCGAGACUUCCUGAGUGAGGCCAGCAUCAUGGGGCAAUUCGACCACCCCAACGUCAUCCACCUGGAGGGGGUGGUCACCAAGAGCUCUCCAGUCAUGAUCAUCACUGAGUUCAUGGAGAAUGGCUCACUGGACUCCUUCCUACGGCAAAACGACGGGCAGUUCACGGUGAUCCAGCUGGUGGGGAUGCUGCGGGGCAUCGCCGCGGGCAUGAAGUACCUGGCGGACAUGAACUACGUGCACCGGGACCUGGCCGCCCGCAACAUCCUGGUCAACAGCAACCUGGUGUGCAAGGUGUCCGACUUCGGCCUCUCCCGCUUCCUGGAGGACGACACCUCCGACCCCACCUACACCAGCGCCCUGGGUGGGAAGAUCCCGAUCCGAUGGACGGCGCCUGAGGCCAUUCAGUACCGAAAGUUCACCUCGGCCAGCGACGUGUGGAGCUAUGGAAUAGUCAUGUGGGAGGUGAUGUCCUACGGAGAGCGGCCCUACUGGGACAUGACCAACCAGGAUGUGAUAAAUGCCAUCGAGCAGGACUAUCGGCUGCCACCACCCAUGGACUGCCCAAAUGCCCUUCACCAGCUGAUGCUUGACUGUUGGCAGAAGGAUCGGAACCACAGGCCCAAAUUUGGGCAAAUUGUCAACACCUUGGAUAAAAUGAUCCGAAAUCCCAACAGCCUGAAAGCCAUGGCACCUCUCUCCUCUGGGAUGAACCUCCCCCUCCUUGACCGCACAAUCCCGGAUUACACCAGCUUCAACACUGUGGAUGAAUGGCUGGAUGCCAUCAAGAUGAGCCAGUACAAGGAGAGCUUUGCCAGCGCUGGCUUCACCACUUUUGAUGUAGUAUCUCAGAUGACUGUAGAGGACAUUCUGCGAGUCGGGGUCACUUUAGCAGGACACCAGAAGAAAAUUCUGAACAGUAUCCAGGUGAUGAGAGCACAGAUGAACCAAAUCCAGUCUGUGGAGGUUUGAUAGCUGCCUGUCCUCCUGCUCCUCCUCCUCCAGGCCCUGCUCCCCUUUGCCCCUGUGUGUCCAAGCUCCAGUUCCUGAGUGUUCUGCAUGGACCAGAGGCAGGCAGCUGCUCUGAGGAUCACGGCAGCAGGAGGGAACACCCUGUCCUCAACAAUGAGAAGUUGCCAAGAGCUUCUAGAAUUUAAGCAAUGGAAAAAGGGAAUGAAAAAAAUAAAAAGGACAACUAUUUUGAAAAAAAAAAAAAAAACAAACGAACAAACUACAAAAUAUUUUUAAAUAAUAAUAAAGCAAUUGCAUUCUUGAAAAGGGCUCCAAGACCAGUGGGAGUCUCCAAAGGAAGAGAAAAGAGCAGCUUCAUGUUUCCUCUUGCACAAGGCUGCUGCAGCUGGACCCAGGCACCUCUGGAGCAGUGGGACUCCUCCAGGAAGAGGAAUGCAAGGAGAGGCCACGAGAAGCACAUCUCUUCCUCCCAUGGGCUCUGGGAAUGCUGUGAGCCAGGCCCUUCCCCAGAGCCCCUGUCAGCAGAUCAGACAGGGAGAGCUGAAGCUCUUUGGUGCUGUGGAACCAAGUGCAUCUCAGAAACUGAUGGACUCCUUCAAAAGCUGAAGACUUUUUUUUAAAAAAAAACAAAACAACAAAAACACAACAAAUAAACUAAGACUAGAGGAGGCUGUUUCCGACAAAUGAGAAGGAAUCUGUAAUGCCUGGGGGGGUGGGGAUGGGGAAAACCAAUCCUUUUUACAUCUCUUAUUUUCUCUUGUCAUGGAACAGUUUUGUGAGUGACAGUUUCCUAAGGGUCCGUCCAUCCACCCUCCAAUGGCAUCAUGUCUCAUACAUAUCAUUGCUCAAGACUUUUAGUGAUGUCCUUUCUAGAUGCCAAUGAUCUUUUCCCAGAAGACUUCCCAAGUACAGUAUGUAGUAGUUUUUGAUUACAAAUGCUGACGUGUACCUUUAUUUUUCAGUUGUCAUUGUUGGGAGAUUUGUCCUUUUACAUUGUUUUGUUAACAUCAGUUUGUGAGUUUGGGGUUGGAAAUUUUCGGUUGGUUGGGGGUUUGGGUUUUUUUAAUGAAAAAGAAAUGACAUCUCCAAGCAUCAUAUCAUCCAAGAACUUAAAACCCUUCCCUGUGGAAGGAAAAAUUGCAGCUUAUUGACCACAUGCCAGGAGAAAAAGGUUUUUUAUAUGCACAUUUCCUCCCGUUUGCUUAUUUGUUCUUUCCAAUUGGUCGUGGCACGACAGAUGUUUGUGGCUGUUGGGCUUCCAGGUGUUUGCCAAAGUGAAAUGGCCACCAGCUCAACUCGGGGGUGAGCAGCAUCACAGGAGGGUUGGGAGGGAAAUGGGGGAGGGUGGAUGGGUUUUGUGAGGGAAUGAUGACUCCACAGCUGGCUUCAGAGCCCUUUGGAAGUGUCUGGCUGCUGAGGAAGUGUUGGAUUGGUGCAUGGGACAUGCAGGGCAAGCCCAGUCCUCUCAGAGGAGCUCGUGGCACAGCAUUUUGGAGUGGGGAUUGUGUUCUCUCCAGGUGGGGAUGGGUCCCUGCAGGUGCCAGGCUGUGCAGAUGGGCUCUGUGCCUUGGGGACUCUGUCCCUUUGUUGGGUGAUGCAGCUGCAAGCUCAGCCUCUCAUGUCAAAGAGAGCCUGGGACAGCAAAAGCUCCAAUCCCAGCUCUUGGGAGGCAGAAUGCUGUGGGUGAAGCUGAAUGGUCGAUCAGUGGGUUUGUAAAUAACUGAAAAAAAAUUCUUUAGUUACUGAUCAGGUCUUUGGGAUGUGUGAAUGCCACCAGCUAAGUGCAGGGAGGUGCAGAUGAGAAUCUGGUUGUUCUCUGUGCCCAACACCACCUUGCAUCCUUUGAAGCAUUCCACACAUGGCAUUUUCCCAACCCUCUCCUGGUUGUGGCCUCAGGACUGGCAUUCACAACUCCUUGUCUGCCAUUGCCAUGGCGUUCCUGGGCUCCCCCUCUUGUUUUUGGCAGCAAGGAGUGCUGAAGGCACGUUCACUGGGAGCUGCCUGGCUGUAUUUUCCAGGAGCUGAAUCCAAGAGGAAGUGUGUCUGCUGUGGAUGAAAAUCCCAGGCUGUCUAGACCUUGGUGGCCAGACACCAUCUCCCCAGACUGCUUGUAAAAUACGAGGUCCUUUAUUAAAUACUUCUAGCAUUUUCUACUGCCAGACCAGAUCCAACAACAAAGCCCUUGUGAGUGGCAUCAGAGCAGUCCCUGCAAGCAAGACUUCUCUCCCGAGCUCUUGCCCUGUCCCAGGGUUUGGUGCUCCAGCAGCAGGGGCUUUCAGUGGAGGAACUGUCCCUCCAGCCCCUAUUAAUCCAAAAUCUCUAGUGCAGGGGUGUGUUUGUGUUUGCACCCAGCCUGGGUUUGCAGCUCUGGACUUGCCUGUGGUGAUGGCAGCCAGGAGGUGUGUGCUGGGUGCCAGGGUCCUGUCUGAGCUCAGUGCCUUCAGGGCAUCCCCUGUGACAGCCCCAGCGUGGCUGGCAGGGGCACAGAGUGGUGUAGACAUGGGGUGUGCAGGUGCUACCUGGAUGGGCAGCUCUGCCCUAAACCCAGCCUGGUUUAGCCUGUGUAUCCAAAGGGAUACUUGGAAUGCCUUUGCACCCAGAAAGCACUCGCUCCUGGGCAGGUGAUGGGCUCAGCUUUGAAAGGACAUGAAAAAUCCCUGGAGGUGUUUGCAGAGGGCACACAGGGAGGCCAGGAGCCCCAGUGGCGUGUCUGUCCCACAUGGUGGCCGCUGUGCUGUGACAAGGAGCACUUGUCCCUUGUGCCAAAGGCAUGUGGAGCUCUCUGAGGGCACGAUGGUGCUGUGCCAGCUGCCCAGCCACAGCCAGGAGUGACCUGCCUACAAAACUCACCAGCAGAUUCCCGUGGGGCAGCCAUGUGGAAGGAGCACAUGAUGCCCCUCACUUGUCCUCCCCAGACAAUUCCUGACUGUUCUCUGCCACCCCCGACAUUCCUGCAGACACUAAGGAGGAGCAAUGCUCCCUGCAGAGCCACCCAGGCCUUGGAAGGGCACUUCAGGUCUUCUUCAUCUGGAGACAUUUUGUCUCAAUGCACUGAAUCUCCUCGCUGGCUGCUGCAGACACAUCUACCUGCCAGACCCAGCCCACUGUGAAGGACAGGCCCAGUGCCACAGCCCCCAGAGCUGUGGCAGCCAUCUGCAGGACAGAGAAAGCCCAUCCUUGUCUCUUCUUCUGACCAAAAAUCCCAUGGUGGUGGUGGUACUAAAAGUAACACCUUCCCAUCUGUUUAUACCAGACAUGGCUGUGACAGCUGUGUUUGGCUGUGUAGGACUAAUGAAGAGCUGGACUAAAAUAGGCAUGGUCCAGAAAACACUGCAGUUUUUGCAUCCUUCAGCUCUCCUGGGAGCACGAGCAGCCGAGUUCCUGUCAAGUGCUGUGGUUGUAAACGCCUCUGGCACAUGCUGCAGAGUGAGGGCAGAGGCACUGGAGUGACAAUAACAGAUUUAUUUCAUGGCUCUCCAAUGUACUGCUACGAAUUGGGAGUCUAAUGGGAAACUCAGUGUGUUCCAAGGGGAAAAGGCACUUGCUAACAUUGACACUGUGAAAUGCUGUUGUGCUUGUGCAUGUGUGCAUGUGUGGGUACGUAACAAAAUCAUCACAUGGAGAUUUUCAGGCAGCUUGUUGCAAUUUUCACAUUUCCUCUUUACCUUUCAAGCUACCUCCCAGCCCUUCCCUUCUCCCAUUCCCACUUCCUGCUGAGGAUCAGCCUGUGGAGGGUGUUUGGUGGGAAUGCUCAGCAGGUUGGAUGUUCUCAGUUGGUUCAAAUCUUGCGGAGCAUCACAGGGCAGAGCAGAGGAAGCAAAGCAUAUGUGGACAGUAAAAAGUUAAAAUGUGCUUUGUAGGUGACUUCCAGCUGUUGCCACCAGCCCAUUUGCUGGAAUAACAGCCCAGGGGUGUGGAGAAGAAAGGAAGAACAGACCUGUAAGACACAGCACUGCCAUGAGGAAUCACUUGUCCUAGUGGCCGUGGGGACACAAAACAGGGCACUGUGAGCUGCACAUCCCCUCCCCAAAGGAUCUGCUCUCCUCCCUAGUAAACCCUCAGAACUGCCUUUCAUCAAUUAGUGGGGUUUUGUGCUUUUCAGCAGCUGAGGUGCUUCUCCUCUCCCUAACACCCUCCCUGCCGAGCAGCAGCUUCCAAAGGCAGCAGUCCGUGCUGGGGCUUCCGUGUGAUCCAGAUAAACGUGGCUGUCCCAGGGUUUCCCACUGCUGCAGGGCUCCUUUAGUGCUCUAACCCCAGGGAUCCAUCCCAUGGCUCCACUGCAGUUGUACAGCAGGGUCAGCUCAUGGACACACGCCAGGGUAAGGGCAGGGCUGGGGGACUGGGGACACAGCAGAGCUCCAUCCCUGUGAGCUCUGCCUGGCAGGAUCCCCUGUCCCCAGAGCAGGAUCCUGCUCUCCUCACUGCCUGGAGCUGCUCCCUGCUGGCCUGGCCUGAGCUGAGCAGAGGGACCUUCAGCAGCACCAGCUGCUGGCUGCUCUGCAGGGCUUUUCCCACACUCCCUGGAGCUGCUCUUGGAAUCUGGGUUAAAGGAAAGGUUGUUCCCCGGGAAUCAUCACCCAGGCUCUGGAUUAGCGGUGACCUCUAGAGAGAACCUCUUGGAGGGUUUGAGCAGCUGAGGAAACUUCUUGUUAUAUUUGCCAGGCUGAUUUAUAUUAAUCCUGGAGUCAGGGCUUGAACUCUGCUGCAUCGUUAACAGUUGUAUCCUCUGAUGAUGCAAUAAAUCUGGGGCUGCCUUGGAUGUACAGCAGAGUACUGGAAGUGUCGCUGCUGUCUGCUUUGGUUUAGUGGAGUUUAUUGUUUUAAUGUAAAUCAUCUUCUUUCCUGUAUGUCUAACUUGAGGCUGAUUUAAUGUAGGUCUUUUUCCAUCCUCAAAAAUGUUACAUAUUUGCAAGUUCUUCACAUACAGGAUUCAAUUUUUUUUAUCUACAGUCACAUCUUGGCGUUUUUUAUUUAAACUUAUUCAGGACGUCUUUGCUUCUUGUAGUUCUUUGCCCUUGCCAGGACACAACCUUGGCCUGUGUUUGCUUCCAUAUGUGUUCCAAUCUUCCACUGCUCUCCCAGAAAACUCCCUGCACUCUCCAAAUGUUUCCUGGAAUUUACCUCCUUGCUGCCCCUGUGUAAACUCCUGCCAACUCCACUGACAAAUGUUAUUUGCAGAAAUUUGGGACUGGAAGCAAGAAGUCCUCUCUCCCCACAAAUCUUUUCCUGAAUCUGCAUUCCUGCUCUCUUAACACUCAUUCAGCAGUACCUCUCCCAUUUUUCUCCUUCUUACAUUCUGCAAGAAAUUCCUCUGUGAGCUCUGCAGGAGUGCAGCAGCAGUGCCACUCUGUCUCCUGGUCUGGUUCCACGGGGACAUCCCAGUGCCCCAUUGCCACCCCUGCAAACAAACCACAACUCAGCCUUGCAGGCCUCAUUUUUUAUCAGCAACUCCAUUUUGCCUUCAUGGAAAAAAGAACAACAAACACUUGGCUGAUCCAUUUCCAACUCUUUUGUUCCAGUAAACUUGAGGAAUUGUUCACGUGCAACUGUAGCUUCAACUUCUACCUCUGGGGUCGGUCUGGAGCUCUUGUACAGAUGUCAUGCUGUAUCCUUUGGUUAUUCCAACUAAGUCGGGGAGGGAAGGAAUAAUUUUUGUCUUUAAGAGCCAAACAGCUGUGUUAAGAAAAACUAAUGGAAGGGGUUCAAGGAGGAGCCCUGCCCAUGGCAGGGAGUUGGAACAAGAUGAUCUUUAAGGUCCUUUCCAACCCAAAGCAUGCCAGGAUUCCAUGAGGACUCUACCUGAGGAUGAAGCUGGCAGGCAGAGCCCCCUUUUCCCCAAAUGGCCUUUGGUCUGAACUUCAGCUCACUGACCCCAGGCUGAGUGGGCUGGGUUGGGAGAUAGAGGCUGGUAAAAUCACCAGUCUGGGACAGAUGGUGUGGCACACCCACAGCCUGGCUUGGCCUUUGCUGGUGGAGAAUAAAUGUGAAAUCUCUGAUUGCUAUCAAAUAUUGGCAUUCAGGAGCCUUCACACAAGGUUACGAGCUGGUGGAUUUUUGAUGUGCUGGCUCUGCAAAUGCUGGAGGUGCUUCCACUCAAAAGGGAUACACAGAAAUGAAGGAAUAAAUAUACAGAUAGGUGCAGCCAGAUCAGGGCUUCUGUAACAGCCAGAACUCUGUGGGAGGUAUAAAAGAUAAAUAGAUUUUGAUUCUUGGUUCUGGCAGAUGUAAUUCACAAUGAUAAAAAUUUCAUGCCCUUAAAUCAGAAAAGAUGUGAGAAAGGUGAGAAAGCAGCAGUCACUGCUUCUGACAGUAACAUCUCGAAGGCAGGGGAAGCAGAAUAUUCCUUGGCACAGAGCACAGUGGUUGGAGGGUGGAACUCAUGGCUGAACAUGGAUAACCACCACUAGAUGGAUUGAUAGGAAAAGGAGAGAUGACUUUAAGCUAAAGGAGCAUAAGUUUAGGUUGGAUUUUAGGAAGAAAUCCUUCCCUGUGAUGAUGGGGAGGCCCUGGCACAGUUUCCCCAGAGCAGCUGUGGCUGCCCCAUUCCUGGAAGUGCCCAAGGCCAGGCUGGAUGGGGCUUGGAGCAACCUGGGAUAGUGGAAGGUGUCCCUGCCCAUGGCAGGGGGUGGGACUGGAUGAGCUUUAAGGUCCUUUCCAACCCAAAAUGUUCUGGGAUUCAAAAAGUGACUGAACGAACUUCUAAAAGACUAACCUUGACACAAAAAUACCUCUUCCAAUUUCUCUGGGUCAUGGAUGCCUGGGGGCACAGGGUGUAUAACAGGAUUCCUGCAAAAAUUCUUUAAUUCAAUCAUAUUCUUGGGACUGACACAUUCUACUGACACAUCUUUAAAAGCCCAAACACUCCAUCAAGCAUCUUUGCUUUUCCAUUUUCACUCUUUCUGGGGAAGGAUUUCUGUGUGGAGCCAGUAGGCUUCCCAUGUCAGAGGAAACCUCUUGCUUCCUCCUCCCAAUUUCUUGUGUAUCCUAAGGCAUCCCUGGGGCUCAGGAAAAGCCCAAAAAGAGAGAUUGACUGGGUGAUCCAUCAUGUGUUGGAUGUGGAAGCUCUCUGUGGAAGCAUUCUUACCUCAAACCUCCUUUCAUGACCUGGAGACCCUUAGGAGUGCUGGGUAUGAGAGAUCCCUGUCCUUCCCUUCCUCUGCUCUAGAGAGGUUUCUGACAGUGAGAUUUGUUCCUCUGCAUUGACUGGCUCUGCCUUGUGACCUGCUGGUUGUUUGGGAACUGACCAUGAGUCCAAAUGGAUGUGUCAGAGCUGCCUCAAAAGUAAAACACAGGAAAGGAGACUGGGACAAGCUUCUAAAAGGGCAAAAAGCUCUUGGUGCAAUGGAGCAAUUCAGGGCUGGGCUGGGGAGUGCAGGGAAGUCCCAGAGGGGUCCCAGAGCAGGCAUUGAUAUUGAAUGGCUCCAGGAUAGGAUGCAGGCAGGGAUUAAGUGCAAGGUUUGGUUCUGAGUGCUGGCCCAGCUAUGAAGAUGAAUUUGUUCUUUAUGUCCUGGGAAGAACUUAGAUCCGGACAUUAAAACCCUUCAUUGCUCAAUCUGCCUUGAUGGCACAAGUGAAAAGGUCUUUGGCACAGGCAGGGAUUUUUAUCCCUCUGCAGAGCAGCCCAGGAAUGUGGGAGAAGGGUCAGGCUGGAGCUGAAGGGUCCCUGAGUGUGUCUUCCUGGCCCUUGCAGACCCUUGUGAGCUGCAGGGGACCAGGGAAGGGGCAGGUUUGGUGCACCAGUGCUUCUUGCUUGGCCCCACCUGGGCUCUGGUCUCCAGGAGGAAUGGAUGGGUUAUGAGCUCUCUGAUGGUUCUUUUUCCCUCUAAAAAUCCCAGCUUCUGUGUCUAGGAUCCCAGGAGCAUUGGGAUCAUAGGAAAAUUCCUGCUUUUAGUGAAGGACGGUGCAGCCCUCAUGUGAGGUGGCCAAGGUUCAGGGCUGUAGGUUUCAUGUUGGCCUUUCUCUGAAGUACAGAGAAACAAAGUUCAGAUUGCAGGAGCUCCCAAAAUCCUCCCGGGUUCUGGAGUGAGGACUUGCUCAGGGUGAGGCUGUCAGGUGUGGCUGGGUCCCUCAGGUCUGUAGAAGCACUCACCAUCCAUCCUUCAAGCUCCAGAGUUUUCUUUUCAAGCUGUUCAACAGUGGAGGCAAGUGAAACAGCCCAGCUCCCCCUGCCCAUGGGCAGAGGGACAGACAAGUGUGGUCAUUCCUAUCCAAUCCUACAGUGGGAUCUGAGCAGUGAAAAGCCUGGUUUGAGCAGGGGAGCAAGGAAAGCCUCCUUGGAGGGUGAGAGAGUUGGAGACACUAAGCAGGAGCUGCAGCCUGUGGAUGCCCUGACAAGGAGAGCGGUGCUGGUGCCGGGCUGUGGGCGCCCUCCUGGAUCCUCCAGGCUCUCCUGCCCGAGUCCUGGGUCCUGGCUUUGCUUCUGCCCUCUUAGGAUGAUCCUCCAAGACCCCCCAUCACAGCACAUCCCCUGCCAUCCUGGAGAUGGAGGGGGAGAAAUCAAGGAUCAGAGAUAGGGACGUGCAUCUGCUUCUUCUUUGUGGAUCCACAGCCCCUGCAUUGGAGAUUUCUGUUGGGUGCCCUCCUCCAGUGACUUCUCUAUUCAUUUUUCAGCCUGUGACUCUUGCACCCAUUUCUUUGUCAUUGCUUGUCCUCCAGCUCUCUCUCUCUCUGCUGUUUCUUUGCCCUCUGUCCCCUCCCCAGUAUGGAAGGGCGGGUGAUUUGUUCAGGUUUGGGCCAUAGCCAGGGGUUCCCUUCCUUGGAGCUGGCUCAGCACGUCUCUGCAGGGAACCUCUGUUUAGCUACAUCCCUUCCCAUUAAAAAAUCCCCCCUUUGCCUCCCGUUCUUUCUGGAAGCAUCCCCCUCACAUCACAGAUCUUCCUGGAUAAAGCAGUAGGAAGGUGUGUGAAGGCAGAUCUGGUGUGUCAGGAUCCCUGGCCAGUGUUCCCUAGGGCAGCUCAGGGAAAGGCUCCAGCCCUGCCUCUUGCCACAGGAGAAGGAGGAGCACAUCCAUCAGCGUUAGAACACAAUUCGUAUUUCCAGGUUUGCUUUGGAAGGGCUUUGCUGACCUUGUGUCACUCCCUGCCAUGCUGUUUGCAUUGAUGUGAACUCAGUCUACCCAGGGAGUGCUUUGAGGCCCUGGUUUAAGUUUGGGGAGCCUGGGGGUGUUCUGCCCCUGAAGCCAGAGCUGAGGAGUCACAGUUCUUGCUGGAUAAAUGAGCCUGGUUCUUCCAAAAACGUCCCAAAUAAAGGCAUGACCCUUCUCACUUCUCCAAGCUGUGGUCUGAGAGCAUUGGGGAGCAGGAAACAGGAGUUUGGGAGCUCAGAGAUCUCCUCUCAGGAUGAGCUGGGCACAGGUACCCAAACAUCCUUCCUGUGCCAUCAUCCACCCAUGGCCUUCUGAGGAACUGAAGAGCCAACGGAGCUGUCUGUGCUCCCUUUCCAAGAGACUCCUUGCAGGGAAGAUUUUUUCCUGGCUCAGGUACCAAAUCCCAAGAAGGUCCCAGAGGGAAGGGGGGUGACAGUGAGGUGGCAGGAGAGAUGUGGCAGGGAAUUGUCCAUCAGGGCAUUGGCUCCUGUGAUCUGCUGAUGGGGCCCUCCUGCAGGACACGGUGUGACACAUCUGUUGUGAAAUGUCCUUCCUUGGGAGAGCUGUGGAGGAGCUGCUGAUGGCACAGGGAGGGUUGCAGGGAGAGGAGCUUUGCCAGGCUCUGACCUCGUGGUCGUGGCUCUGGAAGGAACUGCAGAGUGGGAUGGGGAAAUGGGGUGAGUCCUUCAGCCCCCCAAAGACAAGAGUGUCAACACUGUGUCCUGUCCUCCCCUGCCACCAGACCCAGGACCCAUCACUGGGCUCCACGGUGUCCCAGCCCUGGCUUCCUGCUCUUUCUGCCUGUUGGCCGUGACCCUGAGGACAACAGAACACUUCUCAUGACAGUAUUUGUAUUUUUUUUAAUUGUGAAUGGGGAGAUCAUGUGCAGGUCCUUGUUACACAGGGAUGUGUCUUCCAUUCAGCCCAGGGCUUCCCUGGCUUUGUCAGAUGUCUUUCGAUGUUACUGAGAAUAAAUAAAUAAAUAAAUAAAUAAAUCAGAUGUAUUUAUAAAGGAAACAGAAACCUGCUGCUCCAAUGUCUUUGUAGGAGUAUUUUUAACAAAACAUUUUUUCAAAAUAAAUGUGAAUUGUAAAGUUUGAA